UACCUAUGCUAGUUUACACUGAUGUUGCUGUGAUAUCGAGGGAGACAACGUAUCGAAAUGAUGUUAAGAAUAUUCUAUAAAAGCUGGUUUACACUCUUUGGCAUUCGCUGUUUCUUUUUUGGAAUGUGUGUUGCAGAUAUCUGGUUCGGCAGCAACCAACAGUAUCUGUGUCGAUGUACGGACAACAAAUGUUUACCUGAUGGAACUUGUGCUGAUGGUGCCAGAUGUUUAAGUGAAUGGUUUGGUCCGUCUUGUCAAUAUCAAAAUCUAGCCACAGUUUAUACAGCUAAAGUACAGCCAGAUAAUUCUUUGAUUAGUGUCACAGAUGACAUCCAAUGUAAUAUCAACUCUGGCAACACAUACAUGGAAGUUACGUGGAAUAUUUCAUAUCCCUUCACGUUUCUUUGGUUACGUUUUACCGCAGUAGUUAACAAAGAUAGUCUAAAGUUUACUUUGCUAAUGAAUGACUUUAAUGUGGAGCAAAUGCAAGUGUUAAAAAUAAGCAAUACAACAAUUGAAAUACGUUCUCCAAAAAUAUCAACAAUAAACCGUAUAAAGAUAGGAGGCGACAUAUUUCAGAAUGUCUGCUCUAUUUAUAUCAGUGGGGGUAGAAAUAUAGCUCUAAAGCAAAGCUCAUCCCAGGACAGCUACUAUAAUAUCACUACUCACAAUGCAACUAACGCUGUUGAUGGAAAUAGAGACACAGACUGGUACUCAGGAACGUGUGUGCACAGUAUCGAUAUGAUUGGGGAUCACUACUGGAUGGUGCAGUUCGACAGAGAAUAUUUGGUUAGCAGAUAUGUCUUGUACAGUAGAUUGGAUAAACCACCGAAUUCUGGCUGCUGUAUAUAUCGCCUCCAACACUUCAGACUGGUGAGCUGGGAUAAUUAUGGACUAGCAGUUCUAAAUUACACCGAAAAUGGAAAUGUUCCUCAGCUAACGGACACAGUAACUUCAGAUAAAGUAAAGGUGUCCAAAGUUACAGUAGUAAUUACUAAUAAUGUUCUCAACUUCUGUGAAUUUGAAGCCUACGGGGACUCGCUGUGCCCACCCGGCAAAUUUGGCCUAGAAUGUAACAAAGAAUGUCGAUGUAGAAAUGACGAGCCCUGCUUUACAGACACAGGAACUUGUUCUUCAGGAUGUGCUGCAGGUUAUACAGGGAUGGGAUGUCAGACACCCUGCAUUCGCGGCACCUGGGGUGUAGACUGCUCGGUCACCUGCAGUAACAACUGUCUAGACAUGACGUCAUGUGAAUCAUCAACCGGUGCGUGUGUUGGAGGGUGUGUGACGGGUUUUAAAACACCCAAUUGUGAGCAAGCCUGUGAUCCUGGAACAUGGGGAAUCAACUGCUCCAUGUCGUGUAGUUCACAUUGUGCGGGAGAUAAAUCUUGUGACCCAGUAAAUGGUACAUGCUACAGUAGUUGUGGUGAUGGGUAUACUGGAGCACAGUGUGAUCAAGAAGUAUAUUCUAUUGAACAUGAUGAAAGCAGAGGCAUCGGGAUUGGGAUUGGAGUAGGAGUUGUGAUCACAUCUACUGUUUUUCUAAUCGUCCUGGCCAUUUUGUACCGCCUUGGGAUUUUGACGCUAAGUAGAAAGUUGAGAAAUGGGAAAAACAGAACAUUAACUGAACCAGAGACGAAAUAUCAAAUUGAACCCAGCAAUGCCUAUGAUAUAGUGACAGAUAAUGAGGCGACUGGCAAUCGACAAGCUCAAGUUCAACGAAACUCUGAUGUCAAGGAAAACGUAAACACAUAUGAUGUUAUUAAUCUAGACGAUGUAGGCAAACAGGAUUCGAGUUACUGCACAAUUAAAACGUAGUGAAUUUAAAAAAGACUUUCUUAUAUAUAUAUAUAUAUAUA
Physella acuta is the source of this 1859-nucleotide messenger RNA. RefSeq lists its product as uncharacterized. The record is from RefSeq and is a predicted model, not a curated record. Lineage: Eukaryota; Metazoa; Mollusca; Gastropoda; Physidae.